AGGCUCCAGGGUGUUUCCGGACAGCGGGCAGAGUCUAGCGGCGCUGGCAAGAGCGAGCUCUGCCGCCGUAACCAGGCGACCGGUGCACAGAAAAGAUGGCGGCUGCAGGCACCGAACAACAACAACGACUCCGUUCCGGUUCUGGCAAGAUGGAUGCAAAGAAUUUGAAUUCUGGUCCCAUCUCUGUACUUAUUACUGAGUCACAGUUUGCCCAGCGGUUCAGGGGGUAUUUGGAGAGAGAGAGGAUUCUGGAUGUCUGCCAUCGUGUGCAAAAGCUCCUGGAUGGCACAGUGGCAUUGCCUGUGCUGGGAGAGAAACUCACUGCGCAGCACCUGCAGGAGCUGCGGGAGAGCCUGCCCCCUGACACGACAUGCACACUGACAUGCAUCCAGAACCCCCUUCCCUCGAAGGCAGCACGAGUCCAGUCGCCCGCCCGGAAGCUGUGCAGGGAGCUGCAGCGUUUAGUGUCAGACUCUGGGGGCAGGUGGUCAGAUGAGCUGGAGGACGAUCUCCCUCGUUUCUGGCAGCGGCAUGGAGACCUUGUCCUGCUGAGCAAGGAUAGCUUCAGGGCUGCAUUGUGGAAGGAACUGGGACUGGAGCUCUGGGAAACAGUUGCUUCUGCUCUGGGUGCCCGACGCAUAGCCAAACAAGGGCGAAUAUCACCAGAUGGGGUACGAUCCCCCACAGUGACCCUGUUGCUGGGGCAGGAUGGCUGGGUGGAGCAUGUGGACAAUGGAAUCAGAUACACGUUCGAUGUGACCAGGUGCAUGUUCUCUCCUGGAAACAUCACAGAGAAGUUGCGGGCGGCAUCGCUGCCAUGUGCCGGGGAAGUGCUAGUGGAUCUCUAUGCAGGGAUUGGCUAUUUCACAGUGCCGUAUCUGGUUCAUGCCGGUGCUGCCUUUGUCCAUGCCUGUGAGUGGAAUCCCCAUGCUGUGGAGGCCCUGAGAAAGAACCUUGAGCUGAAUGGCGUGCAGGAUCGGUGUCAAAUCCACCAAGGGGAUAACAGGCAGCUAGAGCUGCAGGACGUGGCCAACAGGGUGAAUCUGGGGCUGCUCCCCAGCUCAGAGGAGGGCUGGCCUAUCGCCUGCCAGCUUUUGCGGAAGGGCACAGGGGGCAUUCUCCACAUCCACCAGAACGUGGAGUCCUUCCCAGCGAAGGCUCAUUUGCACAGUGGCCACUUGGAGGAGCAGCAGCUGCAGCAAUGUCCAGAGCAAGCUGUAUCCAACAGGCAGGAGGACAGAAUGGGCCAAAGGAACCGCAGGAGCCCAAAGGAUGCUGACAUCAUGGAUUCUGGGAGGGAGACCCAGGCAGCUGCCACCAGGGCCAAGUGGCAGAGGUGGGCAGAGACCACGGGAGCGCGAAUCAGGGUUCUGCUUCAGCAGCUGCAUGGGAAGCCUUGGAGGACAAACAUUCUGCACAUUGAGCCAGUGAAAUCCUACGCACCCCAUGUGUAUCACAUAGUCCUGGAUCUGGAGUGCCGCCCCCUCUCUUAGUUCACAGGGGGAGAGUGGAGUGCACCCUUGAGAUCCCCAGGAAUGUCGCCCUCUCUGAUAGCAAACACUCAGGGGAAACUCCGGGCCCAAGCCUGAGAAGUGCACAAAGCCUACACAGAGUUGAGUGCUCCCAGCUGGCACCCUGUGAACUGGUUCAGUCUGACAUUGGUCUUUGCCUUUGUCUCCUGGAACCCCUCAUCUCUCCAGACUGGCGUGUAACUGCUUGACCUGACCAUCAUGGUGCUCCCUGCAGCUGGUGCAUUCCCUACUCUUUGUGAUCUUCACUCUAUUUCCAUUUCCUGCAACCAGGUAAAACAUUUGUUGUAAGUUUUAUCUGCAUGGGUCAUGUCUUGCUGUUUUUCCCAGCGGGAUGGCAGAGUUCUCCAGCACUCAGCUCCAAACUCUGUUCUCACCACUGAUUCCAGCAAGAGACCUGGGCAUAUAAACUUAGCAGAAUGUCUGAGUUCAGAUUCACCAGUUGAGCCAGAGAGCAUCUCAGUCCUGCACAGAGACUGCCACUGGUGCCAGGCUGUGGGCAAAUUGUGGCUCUGUGACCACUAGGGCCUAGGCUGAGCCCUUUGUGAUCUAAUCAGAAAACGCUGAGUGCUUUGCUCGUGGUAUUCAUCUGUUGUGGACAUGUGAAGAGCUCCAGGAUGUAGUGCAGUCCCUGUGAGCUGACCUUGCUCCCUCCACUGCUGUCCUGGUCUAUUCCUAAUUACCGCACUACAGUCCUGAUCUUGCAGUGAGCCCCCGUACAGGCAGAUCCCCACUGAUAUAAGUGGGGCUCAGUGUGGAGCCAAUUGUGGGAUCGGGCCCUAUGUACUUUAUCACAACAGGUAUGAACUUUCCUGUUUCUUAGCAUCUAAGCGGGCAUGUUCAUGCUUUUGUUCCAAGCCUGGAUCUGAAGUUGCUAUGAUGUUUGCCCACAAGUUUCAGGAAGCCCAGGCAAGCAGUUCUUCUGCUACUUCUUGGGAUUUUUGGCCUGUCUCUGUUUAAAAUAGUGAGAAAUGAAUGAAUGUAGUGCUACUGAAAGGUGCCAAACUGAGAUCCCUGGAGACCAGAGCCUCUCCCCACAGAACAGGUGUAGAGUCAGUGCAAGAUUUCCCCACCCAGCAAUUCUGCCUCACUCCUGCCCUGGAUGGAACAUAGGAACUGCCAAACUGGGUCACGCCAGUGGUGUAUUGUAGUCUCCCAUCUCUAACAGUGGCCAAUGCAAGCUGCUGCGGAGGAGGGUGCAAGAAACCCUGCAGAAAGCAGUUAUGAAAUAUCCUGCCCACAAUAAUAAUUGCUUCCUAAUCCCUGUAUGUUAGAGGCUGGUUUGUGCCCUGAAGCAGGAGGUCUUAAAUCCCUUCCAAAUCUCUGCAUUAUUUGUAACCCUCACCAUUCUAACUUGUGAUGCCAAUCCUUGCUGAGGUCAGUGAGAUCUUGUGGCGGUGAGUUCCACAGAUGAAUUGUGUAAUGUGUGGAAAAAGUAUUUCCUUUUUAUCAAUUUUUAAUUCACCACCUUUUGCUUUCAUUUUGUGUCCCCUUGUUCUUCUACGGUGAGAGAGGGUGAAGAAAAGCUCCUGACCUGCCUUCUCAAUACCAUUCAUUGCCACCUCCUCUCCAGUGAUUAAUGCUAGGAGGGUAGCUGCCCAUUUAAUCCUUGGCCUUGAUAUAGAAACUGCCAAAUAGGAAGCUAUUUGGGAUGUUGGGCUUUUCAAAGGGGCCACGUGUUCACUAGGAACUGAACUGGAACCACCACAUUGAUUUCACAUAACCUACUGCUCAGCAGCCAUGCAGUGGCAAUGACUUCUAGUUACUGCUGACCGAGACUGCAGUCAGGCCUGUGACUAAGAGGAGAAAGGCUCCGGAUCUCUCUUCCAGUUGCUACUGACCUAGGCUGCAGUCAGGCCUGUGACUGAGAGGUGAAAGGCUCCGGAUUAGGGCUGUUGAUUAAUUGCAGUUAACUCACACGAUUAACGAAAAAAAUUAAUCGCGAUUAAAAAAAUCAAUCACAAUUAAUCGCAGGUUUAGUCGCACUUAAACAAUAGAAUACCAAUUGAAAUUUAUUAAAUAUUUUGGAUGUUUUUCUACAUUUUCAUAUAUAUUGUAUUCUGUGUUGUAAUUGGAAUCAAAGUGUUUAUUUUUGAUUACAAAUAUUUGCACUGUAAAAAUGAUAAACAAAAGAAAUAGUAUUUUUCAAUUCACCUUAUACAAGUUCUGUAGUACAAUCUCUUUGUCGUGAAAGUGCAAUUUACAAGUGUAGAUUUUUUUUUGUUACAUAACUGCGCUCAAAAACAAAACAAUGUAAAACUUCAGAGCCUACAAGUCCACUCAGUCCUACUUCUUGUUCAGCCAAUCUCUCAGACAAACAAGUUUGUUUACAUUUACAGGAGAUAAUGCUGCCCUCUUCUUAUUUACAGUGUCACCAGAAAGUGAGAACAGGUGUUCGCAUGGCACUUUUGUAGCUGGUAUUGCAAGGUAUUUAUGUGCCAGAUAUACUAAACAUUUGUUUGCCCCUUCGUGCUUCAGCCACCAUUCCAGAAGACGUGUCCGUGCUGAUGAUGCUUGUUAAAAAAAAAUAAUGCGUUAAUUAAAUUUGUGCUGAACUCCUUGGGGGAGAAUUGUAUGUCCCCUGCCAUAUAUUUCAUGUUAUAGCAGUCUCGGAUGAUGACCCAGCACAUGUUCAUUUUAAAAACACUUUCACUGCAGAUUUUACAAAAGCAAAAAAGGUACCAAUGUGAGAUUUCUAAACAUAGCUACAGCACUCAACCCAAGGUUUAAGAAUCUGAAGUGCCUUCCAAAAUCUGAGAGGAAUGGGGGUAUGGAGCAUGCUUUCAGAAGUCUUAAAAGAGCAACACUCCGAUGCAGAAACUACAGAACCCAAACCACCAAAAAAGAAACCAACCUUCUGCUGGUGACAUCUGAUUCAGAUAAUGAAAAUGGACAUGUAUUGGGUCUGCUCUGCUUUGGAUCGUUAUUGAGCAGAACCCAUCAUCAGCAUGGAAGCAUGUCCCCGGGAAUGGUGGUUGAAGCAUGAAGGGACAUUUGAAUCUUAUUUACAUGCCAGAUGUGCUAAUCUUCUGACACCGGCUACAACAGUGCCAUGGGAACUCCUGUUCUCACUUUCAGGUGACAUUGUAAACAAGAAGGGGGCAGCAUUAUCUCCUGCAAAUGUAACCAAACUUGUGUGUCUGAGCGAGUGGUUGAAUAAGAAGUAUGACUGAGUGGCUUUUUCCUUUCCCGAUUCAUCUGAGUUACCUGCCCAAAUCAAAGAUGGUCGCUGUGUGCGCUGAGCCCUGGCAAAGGGGGAGAGUGGCAGCAAGAAUCAGCUACCUUAGCUGCUCCAGGUCAGCUCUGUGUUUUCCUCCAAAUGUCAUUUGCUGUUCCUUUGUGGAGUUCUUAUGCUUGAAGGGGCUGCUCCCUCUACACCUUGGGAUCUUGUUGGCUAGGCACAUAGUUUUGGGAAGGCAAGCUGAUGGGGGAGCCCAAUGGUGUCACAAGCCGGUGUGUCACCAUGGGAGGUAGACAGUCA
Chelonia mydas (Green sea turtle) is the source of this 5010-nucleotide messenger RNA. It is a transcript of the gene TYW2, whose product is annotated as tRNA methyltransferase 12 homolog. Gene Ontology annotation, cellular component: cytoplasm. Gene Ontology annotation, molecular function: tRNA methyltransferase activity. The record is from RefSeq and is a predicted model, not a curated record. Bases 96 to 1493 code for a protein of 465 amino acids. Lineage: Eukaryota; Metazoa; Chordata; Testudines; Cheloniidae. Gene Ontology annotation, biological process: tRNA methylation. The transcript is spliced from 8 exons.